Messenger RNA from Magnolia sinica, 689 nucleotides. RefSeq names its product probable NADH dehydrogenase [ubiquinone] 1 alpha subcomplex subunit 12. The record is from RefSeq and is a predicted model, not a curated record. Lineage: Eukaryota; Viridiplantae; Streptophyta; Magnoliopsida; Magnoliales; Magnoliaceae. Gene Ontology annotation, cellular component: membrane. The coding region runs from base 41 to 514 and encodes 157 amino acids. The transcript is spliced from 5 exons. Gene Ontology annotation, biological process: mitochondrial respiratory chain complex I assembly; response to oxidative stress.
ACACCGAAGUCCGGUGUCUUUCGCAGAGGAGAAGAAGAAAAUGGCUUCAUUGCUGAAGAAUGCGUUGAAGGCGAUACGAGAGAAAGGCAUCAGUAAUGUUCUGAGAGAGCUCAAAGAAGAGGGAUACACGAAAUGCCUUUCGGAUGGAAACCUUUUGCAAACCAAAAUCCACAACAUAGGUGCGACACUUGUUGGUGUUGAUAAGUUUGGGAAUAAGUACUACGAGAAUUUGGAAGCUCAAUUUGGAAGACACAGGUGGGUGGAGUAUGGAGACAAGGGUCGCUACAAUGCAUCUCAAGUACCACCAGAGUGGCAUGGCUGGCUUCACUUCAUCACUGACCACACAGGAGAUGAACUCCUUAUGCUGAAACCCAAGAGGUAUAGUAUUGAGCACAAGCAGAACUACUCUGGAGAAGGUGACGAGUACAUCUAUCAUUCCAAGGGCCAUACCCUCAACCCUGGGCAGAGGGACUGGACCAGGUACCAGCCAUGGCAACCCACCAAAACCGAAUAAAAACACCAUUUUUACAUUUCUCGACAUCUUGGAACUUAUUUCAGGGCAUUUUCAUGACGUUUUUCCCAUGCUUCUUCCUUGUUCAUGCACUGACUGCUAAGUUUGUUUACUUCGAGUUCCAAUGAAUUGCUUUUAGAUGCGAUCAAAUAAAUGUGCUUGUGCUUGUUGAAAACUA